UGAUAACAGUCUAAUGACUUGCUUCUCUUUGAGAGAAAGAACAUCUGUCUAAGGUUUGGACGCUUUCAACGUAGGAAAGGUAAGAAAAUCUGACCAAAGUUAGGCAAAAAUUUACCUGCAUUGCAAUGGGCGUCUGUAAUGUUAAACAACAUUUGAAUUUUGUCCCCUUUGAGCCGUCGAUAGGGGGUGAGAUAUUUCUCGGAUUCGGGAAUUUUAACUGAAACAAUUAGACACUUUCCGGACGAUUUACUUCACACAUGUUCGCCCGAUCACGUGGAAGCUGUAGUUUUUUCAAACAAAAUGGUUGGGAAAUCUUGGCCCAGUAAUCCUUCAUUCGUGUAAAGAUGAUUUUUCAUCAAAUAAUGCAUUUUAAGAGAGCGAGAUUAGGCUUACCCACUAUAUACUUUGUAUUCAUGUAUGUCAUGCAUGUUUCAAGCACAGCAGGAAUACUUAAAUACCUUCUAAAGAAACCAAAAGGGCAGUGGAAGAUAUUUAUAGUGGGUACAUAGGCAGCAAAUCAUAGUAACUUGCUGUAUCCUUUGUCAUUUUCUUGCAAAUUAUAUGUUUUAAGUGAGCAAUCAGCUUUAAGUUAUUCAGUAAGACCGAGAGGGGUCUGAAACGGUGUGUGGAGCAUUACCGCUGUACAAAAUAUUCAGCGAGAUAUCUUUCUUUAUUCAAACAUUCAAUCGUCAAUCUGUUUAUUUUUUAUCUAUUUACUGUGAUACAUAUAUAUAAUUUUUAUUGUAUAUUCAUCGAUUCCAUAUUUGUGAACAAUUUAAAGAACGUAAGAUCAUUUCAUCUUUUAAGAGGCCCUUAGAUAUGCGAAAAAAUUGUCCUUCGUGAUCUCUACAAAGAUAACAGAUCAACGAGGUACAUUGGGUCUUUUGAAUUUUAUGUUCAUUUUCUUAAAGCAGAAGGGGCGAACCCUCCGAGUAUACCAUCCUUAAUCUUAGCAGAGGAUCAUUGGCUGAUUUGAGGGUAACAUUUGAAACACGAGAGAGGGAUAGAAUAAGAGAGAUAGAUAUUCAUUAUCUUGGUAAGAGUUUAAAGUAACAAAUAAAAGCUGCUUAGUUCAGAUUAAUUGACUUGGUUUGACUUAGCAACAGAAAGAGACUUAUUCUCUUCGCUUUUUUCAGAGACUAAAUCGGCGGGUUUCUUUCACAUUGAUUGAAAUGCAGCAUUCAACAAAGUUUAGAAUUGGCGGCUAGAAUGAAAUAUCAACGCUGAGAAAUCCAAUUCCUGAUUACGAUGCAAAUCACGCCUCACCAAAAGAUCCAAUUUGGCAAUAUGAACUGAUCUUUGACCAAGAGAACAAUCUAUUUAGCCCCUAAAUCAUGCUUACACAAGAUGGAGAAGAGCCUUAGUAACUAUCACUUUGUUUUAUACAAUAGUCAUGCAUAGAGUGUAGCUUAGUGAAUUGGUGCCUGUCUAUAAGCUUUUUUUAAGUGGGACAAGAGUAAACUCUAGUCAGAGCUGUGAUUGCUGUAGAGUUUACUUCCCCCAGACAUAAGUGUAUUUUCAAAUUUCGUACGUUUUCAUUUACUCGAUCGCUAACCACAAUAUACUACGCUUGCCUGCGAAGCGACCGGUACUUCGAGCUAACACGGCUGACAUUAGAGUGGUCUAAAAUUGCUUUGUAACUUCAACUACUUGUUAACCGGGAUAUGCCGCACAUGUUUUAAAGGCAUCAAAACUGCACUAAAGUGGGAGACAAGUCAACUGUAUUCUAAUGUUCUCCUAAGCGGGGGGUACCGUUUUACAGAGUGCGCUCGAAUCAAAUCAGAGUACUGUACGGCAAUAUAAGCAUCAGUGUUUUAGCUCGGCAAACUAACUGCUUCAUACGUUUUCAUAUUGCGAGCUAAUUGUAACGAUUACUGAGGAGUCAUCACAAAUAAAUUACCAACGUGGUCUAACAGUUCUGAUGACAAAAACUAUUCUAAGCGAGAUUGAAGCAAACAAGUGUCGGAAGAAAUAAACCUCUCUUUUUAUCUAGUCGGUUGGAUUAACUUCCACCCAUAAACUUGCCUCAAUUUGUAUGACUCUGGUGGCUCUUUUGAGACCCUUUUUGGAGAAACUAAAGGUAGCAAAAUAUGUGUUGCAAUGCACCAGACGCUUUCAAUAUAUAAAGGUGAUUUCAUAUGCCAAUGCGAUAUUCAUGGUCAUGUUGUUAACAAAGCUACUAAGUCUUCAAGUCCCAUCAUUUUCUCUUCGGCUACUGAUACUGAGGAGUUAUCAAAGUGUAUCACAAACAAACAGUUUUUCUACUGUGGUGAUUCUAUGUGAGGGUGAAACAUACAGACCAGUGCGGAAAAAUUGUAAAAGUAAAAACUCAGUCAGUCUGCUCUGUAUAUAUUUAAAUGUUUAUUGCUUUUGAUAACACGACAAACUUUUAUUUGGAAUAAGGUUUAAUUUACCGACUGUUUGAAUUGUUGCCCAGUUCGAGACAUCUGAUUAGUUUGAUUAACGUCCAUCGGUACAAACUUGCAAAAAUUUUCCGACCGAUGUGACUCUUGUAAAUCAUCUGGAAUCUGUUUUGAAGAAGCUAACAGCAAAAAGGUAUAAGUGGAGUGUGCUAGACACUUUCAAUUGACAGGAAUGAUUUCAUAUGCCGACUUUCAAGGACGCCAGUAGACAGCUACAAUUUGAUGGAUGUGAUGUCAUCAUGACAAAGGCGAUUGUUUCACGUCAGCGAUGUAUUGUCAAGUAGUCAUCUUUUUAACACGGCAAUUGAUGCAUGUUUUAUGUCGAUGAAUCUUUGUAAAAGAUAUUGAGGAAUGAUUAAAGAGUAUCGCAAACAAACUGGUUUUUUGAAUGUGGUGAUUCCGAGCGAGAGUAAAACAGCCCAGUGCUGGAAAAAUGAAAAGGUCAUAUGUCAGUCAGUCUCUACGAAAGAGAGGGUCUUGCACCAUUUUAAUUGUUUCCUUCCACGUAAGUAGGAACCCGUUAUUUUUCCUUUGGAUUGCCUUCUUUGCAGAUACUCAAGAAGAAAGCUUAUUUCUUCUACUAAAGAUCAAGCCAGAAUCGAAGUCAACGUCCAUUAAUGCUCGGUCUCUUUGCUUUUAUUUUCCUUCAUUGCAGAUACUCAAGAAGAAACGUUAUCAUAACGAAAGUUUCAGCUGCAACUACUGAAGGAUAUGUCCGCCGCUUCAGAUUAUCCGGAGAUCGUGCCGAAGAGUGCAUCUGAGGCUAAAGGAAUAGACUUUUGUGGUACUAAACACCGCUUCUAUAUUAUCCGAUCUGAUGUGGGUGUCUACAUGAGGUGCGAAGAUAUUCACGCUGGAAAAGAUAUCAAGAUUCACCGUCUAAGUGAGGCCUGUAGAUGGGGCGAUCACUACUUAGCCACUGACUCUUUUUUUUACAUCAUUAAAGGAGAUGAAUAUCGCAGAGUUACCGACCUGAGGAAAGACGAUGACGGUGUGGUUUACUCUCUUCAUUGCAACUGUCGCGGAGGAAGCAGCUACUACUCUGCCUUUGGUAAUUGGUACAUCGUAUUUGCCAACAGAGGUACCUACAGACGCGUGAGUAACAUGAACAAAGAUGAAGACGCAGUUGAAUAUAAAAUCCAUCAAGCGUUCCAAGAUGGCAUCUAUUACUGGGGUACCAAUGAUUAUGUGUACUGUCUGAAGCAGGCUGGAAAAUGGGGUGUCACCUAUCACAGAAGCACCAAUAUGAACUUGAACAAAUAUUGCGGUGACUUCAGCGUUCACGAGUCAGUGCUCAAGUUUAUCCCUGGUGGUAUAGCGCACACCCAUGGAAAAGUGUUCGGGUAUUGGAAAGAUGUAACACGUCUUCAAAAUGACUCCGACACCGCCAUUGAAUUGGAAAAAACCAUCAAGAAAACCGUUGGAUUUGACAGGAGCACAAUGUCCUCCAUAGAGUUGGAAUGGUCCAUCGAGAUGGGAAUAAGCGAAGAAGUAGGAAUCAAAGCCCAAAUUUCAGAAUUGAUUGAGGCUCUCUGUAAAGUUCAGUAUAGCCUCAAAGAGACGUUUGGUGGAAAGAUGGUCAACACAGAGCAGUGCAAGUGGAGUGACAUCACUAAAGAAGACGAAAACGUUAAGCUGAAAAUUCCACCGAACACCAAGCUGUACGUUUGGCAGUUUCAAAUGGGCUUUGGAAAGAAGAAGAAUCUCUUCAGUUGUGACACUGCGAUCACAUACGGUAAAACACCACCUGAGGAAACAUUAAAGUAUUUUAUGCAUUAA
This is a messenger RNA of Pocillopora meandrina, 4202 nucleotides long. The record is from the annotation of a GenBank genome assembly. Lineage: Eukaryota; Metazoa; Cnidaria; Anthozoa; Scleractinia; Pocilloporidae.